Amoebophrya sp. A25 is the source of this 696-nucleotide messenger RNA. NCBI's taxonomy places the organism in Eukaryota, Dinophyceae, Syndiniales, Amoebophryaceae. The record is from the annotation of a GenBank genome assembly.
CCAGAAAUGGUCAAGACGUUGAGGAAUAUCGCGCGGCUCUUCAAGGACCUCCAUGAAAGUCCAGAUAUUAAGGCUUCUUCACCUAUUCUAACCUUCUUUCAUCUGCUUGAGAGUAGACAAUAUCUGGCAAAGGGGUUUUCAAAGGGAAAAGGCACGACUGCCAGGAAAAGGCACGACUCAAGAUCCGGGAUUAGAUGGCGUGAUCUUCUAACGAGUGCACCAAAGAGACGGUGGCACGAUUCUUCGCUCACCAAACUUUAGGAUCGCUUGACCAAGUACGCGCAGACCUGAUGAUAAAGAAAGGAGGCAGGCAGUUCUGGGUGGCAGUUCAUUCAUCUUCGUCCAGUACUGUAUCGUCAUCACUUGUGGAUGGGGGAGGAGGAUAUCAUCGCCGAGAUCAAACCACACUUCAGUCGCAGAUUCAUCCCCAGAGGCAAGCAAAAUUUUUGAGGAAGUUUUGUUCGGACAAGAUGGAGCAGUUUCCUGCUACUGCUUGGUUUGCGAAGCAGAUGCUCGAUAUUGGGAGAAGUAUUGGGAGAAGUAUUGGCAUGAAAUUGUGCCCCUCAAGGAUGGCUCCGGAUCACCUUGACUGCAUUUUCUUACCCCAUCCCAGCGCCUUCGGCACAAUCUCAAGAGAGCCGGCUUACUGUACAUCCCCGAACGCGUUGCGGGAUAUCAUCGCCGCGAAUAACCAGG